This is a messenger RNA of Eurytemora carolleeae, 4100 nucleotides long. RefSeq names its product protein spire homolog 2 (gene spir). Gene Ontology annotation, cellular component: cytoplasmic vesicle membrane; cell cortex. The coding region runs from base 590 to 3163 and encodes 857 amino acids. Gene Ontology annotation, biological process: polar body extrusion after meiotic divisions; actin filament polymerization; intracellular transport. The transcript has 28 exons. Lineage: Eukaryota; Metazoa; Arthropoda; Copepoda; Calanoida; Temoridae. The record is from RefSeq and is a predicted model, not a curated record. Gene Ontology annotation, molecular function: actin binding.
CCUUCAAAGUUUUGAAUUGUAAAACAUAAAAAAAUGGGAAGGAAAAAUCAAAAAACAAAAACAAAAAGGUAUUCAGUUUAUCAACGGAUAGAUUGGUUUCACAGUAGCGCCACCAACCUCUGAUGCGGACAAGGUUAGAACUAAGAGAGGCACUUGCAAUCUGCAGUCAGUCAGUCAGUCGAUAGUAGGCCUUUCUGUUGGUAGCAACAUAGUGAAGACGGUUCAGGCAGUAUUUGUGUAACACAAACUCGCGCCCCCCUCUAGUGGAAAACUGAAUUGAUUCAUAAAAUUAUUCUUUUUUGUGAACUAGAAAAAAGAAAUAUAUGAUAGUUGAAUAUAUUGGAUUGUCACCAACUAAUACUCAUAUUUAUCUAUAUAUUAUGAUUUUUGCACAACAGUGUUAUGUUGUAUGAUAAACGUCAUUGCUGAUCUAACCAAAGUAGUGCGUCAGGUUCAAAUCUUACGCAGAUUGCGUAUCAUAAAAACAAGGUGGUGCAAGAGAGUGGUUAAUUAAAGAAUGAUUUCAAUAUAACCCCCCGGGAUAAUUCCCGUGGAAUUAACUUGAUAACAGAAAUAUGAAAACUUAGGAAUGGCCCAGUCUCCCCCGCCUACCAGCCACAGGCUGGGCGGCAGAUGCUUAAUAACUGCCGACAAUUUGGCGGACACUAAGAAGACCAUGGUGGAGAAUAGAAUUAAAAUGGCGGAGUCUAAAAGUAGAAUGAUAGAUCCCACCACGAGACAGUUUGUUGUAUCUGCUGAAUGGAGUGCCUGUGCUCUGGAUAAGCAAGGUUGCUUGAGUUUAGAACAAAUAUUAAAAAGCUUCUCUGCUCCAAUCUCUGAAGAACACGCCUGGGCAAUUAUUCAUCAGAGUUUGGUUUGCUUAUCCCGUCUCUUGGAGAACCUGGUGUCAAACCCUCUUCUUCAUCUCGUUACCUCAACCUCGGAUAUACUUCUCAGUUCCGAUGGAAGUGUGGACGAGAAAACCUACAGUUUACCAGGAAACGGAAGAAAACGAGCAGUACGAGAAAACAAGAUUGUCGCUGAGCUUGGAGUUGUAAUCUUUAAUGGGUUAGAUUACGGUCUCAAACUAGAUGAGGAGAGACAACUCAGUCCUGCCCUGGAGAAUAUUAUCGACCUAAUGACCUCAGCAGACGAAGGGUUGGAUGAUACCUUUGAUACUGACGAUGAGGGGAUAGAACGAGAUGAAGAUGACGCUAAAGAUAAAUCUGCUGCAUUUACAGAUAAAUCUGGAACCAGUUUAACGCUUAUUAAUCUGUGCAGGAAUCAUCUAGCAUUGCCGACUGAGUCUGAAUCCCACUUUAAGGCUGUUUGCAGAGCUUUGGUAUCUGAAGCUCUAGAAUUAUCAUUUUUCAUGGAGAAGGUUUCCCGGUCUAAACGAGACACAGCUGUAGAUAGUGAACUAGGAGAACUAGAGCUUCAAGACUGGGCCCGACUCUGGGUUCAAGUUAUACACGAGCUCAGGAGUGGAUUAAAACUGAAGAAAACAGAGUAUACUAAAACCCCAAUAGAAUAUGAACUGACUCCCUAUGAGAUAUUGAUGGAUGAUAUUAGAUCACGACGGUACAAACUAAACAAGGUGUUUGUUGAUGGCAGGUUACCCCCAACACUAAAGAAGGAUGCCCAUGAUGUUAUUCUGGAUUUCAUAAGAUCUCGGCCCCCACUGAAACCGGCUGGUGAGAGAAAACUACAGCUUAAACCAAGAAAACAAUCUACUCCAGUUGAACUUCUUAUGGAGUCUAUUAGGUCUGAUCAGAGCAGAACAAGACUAAGAAAGACAGCAGGGCCGACUCUUCGACCUAUAGAAUGUACCAGAUUAGAAAGCAGUCGAUGUAAUUUUCAGGAUUGGGAGCCGAGUCCAUUAUCAAACAGGCGUGUGAUUCAACCUGACCAGGAUCUGAUGGACAGCCUUCUCAACUUUAGUGAAGACGAGGAUGAAGAGGAUGACGAUGAUGAGAGUGACGAUGGAAAUGAAGAACGAGAGAAAAAGAAGAAUUGGCACACAAAACUUCUAAAGGGAGAGAAUAUGGGGAACGAUGAGGUCGCCUUGGAUUUAAUUCUUCAUGGACCUUCCCUUCUAAACCAGGAGAGGAGACACAGUGUAUCUGUUUGUGAGACUCCAACUCGUUCAACUACCAGUACACGGAAACUUGGUCCUGGUAAACAGUUCUCUCUAGAUUUGAGGAAGAAGGAUAGAAAACCUGGAGUCCGGAAACAGCGAAUCCAAGUAGACCUGGAGCUAAACUCUCCUCAUUCCGUCCUGUCUAGUAGUUCGACAUCGCUGGAUUCUAAUGUGGACCCUGGGAAUGAUGAAGAGGAAGAAAAUGAAGAAAAUGCUGAGAAGAUUAGUAUUGAUGAAAAUCCAGUUUACAACAUCAAUACGGACACAAUGCACGCCAAGCUACACUCGGAGUUUAUCAAAUCAGAACACUGGGUUUCAGCUUUACAGACCAUAGAACUCAGUUUAGAAGAAGUUGUUCAUAUAAGGUCUGUGCUGAGUAGAGCAGAACUUGAAGCUAUUCCUCUAGAUAACAAUCUCAAGGAGGAUGUAGUGAAGGGAAAGCUCUGCUUUCUGUGCAUGAGAACUAGGUUUUCUCUCCUGGUCUGGGGAGUUCGUUGUCAGCUCUGCUCGCAACAAGUUUGCUCCAGGUGCUCCAACAAAAUGAGGAUUCCAUUGGAGCACUUCUCAUCCGUCCCAGCCUUUGCUCUUUCUCCACAUACACCGGUACUUUCGCCUGAACCUCAACAGGAUGGAGUUUCAAGCUCAACUCCAGACAUACCAUUUUUCCCUGGUGGAGGAAGUGCUGGCUCCGCCCCAACCUCCCCGAACCCUAGACGGAGAAGCCAAGAAGCCUCAAGGGAGGGUGCUAGAAGUUCAUUUGCCGGACCAAUUUCCCUUCCUAUGUUUACAAGUCAAGGACCUACAAAAAUCAGUGCUAGAUUUGGAGAAUUAAAAAGAGUUUUGUCUCGUGAGGAUACAAGGAGUAGACGGGAAAGUAUUGAGGGUACACUGCUGACAGUAUGUACGGAUUGUAAGGAGAUGGUUCUACAGGUUGUCAGAUCUCAGAAAACUGCACAGAGAUUGCAGAUGGCAAAAUCUCUAUAUCUUCAACUCAGCCCUGGGUAUAAACAAGAGAUAUACUAAGAUACAGGAUUUAAGAGAUACAGGAUGCAGUGAAGAGAAAAUAAGAUGCACUAUACUUUGAAGAGAUUAAUGGGAUACAGGAUACAAUGAGCAAAUCACAAGAUACAGGAUACAAUGAAUAGCCUUCAUGUGAAUAUGAAUGGUUCCGAUAAUAUACAGGAAGUGAAAGAAACUGAAACAAAGCGUGAUAUGGAAUGCGUUCUAAGCAGUACAUGUCAGUAACCAUUGUGAAUUGUGAACUUUUAAAAACAAAAACAUGAUCUUUGACCCAUCUGAACCCAUUGUGUAUCCGUCUUCCAAAUCUUUUCUUAAAGUUUUAUUAUUUUACCCUCCUUCAAAUAUGAUAAAGUGUGUACUCAAAAGGUCGAAAUAUUAAAGUUUUCUAUAAAUGGUUUAAAAUUUAAAUUCUCUUAUAUUUUUAUUACUACGGGUUUUAUAAGUUGGGAUCAUCUUUGUUUUUGAUUUCUCUGGAUAUCUGCUAAAUUCUGUGAUAGUUCUUCUAAAUAAGUCUGCAAGCUGUAAAAGACUAAAUACACAGAUUACGCGCACAGAUAGGACAAACGUUUAAAUCUAUUUUCGUUUUAGCACAUACGUUUAUUCUUACCUUACCAUUCUAAUCUGUAUCAAGUAACCUUUAUCUUGGUUUCUUAAUUUCAAUUGACUGGAUUCUAAACUAGGUUACUUUGCAUUAUUUUUACUAAACUUUUCCUCUCUCUCUCUUUUGUCCUAUCUGUGUUUAUAUUGUUUAAGAUUCUCAAUCAUUUACGCAUUUUAAAUGCGUAGCGUGGAAAAGAGCGAGAAUGGUUGCAAAAUACUUUAAGAACAAAUCACCCGUAUGUAGACAGAAUUAAAAAGCAGCCCAAAUUAAUUUUGAAAAAAGUUCCAAUUCAGUCCAAAUCUUUUAAUUUGAUUUUGCCUUAUUAUAAAGAUUCUGUUU